AUUUUGUUUUAAACUCUAUUCACCCCCCCCCCCCUCUAGCGUUGGGCCUGAUUUAUAACAAUUGGUAUCAGAGCCAUACUCUCUGAAAGACUUAACCGUUUGAGAGAAACGAUCAAAUGGCUUCUACUCAAAACUUAUACGCAGGUUUAGGUGAACGGCAAUCCACCACGAGGCCUCCGUUAUAUGACGGAACAAACUACACUUAUUGGAAGGAGCGGAUGAGGAUUUACAUCCAAUCCACCAACUUUCUCCUGUGGAGGAUUAUCAAAAACGGCGAAGAUGUGCCCAUGAAGAAGGUCGGGGAAACCAACGUCCCUAAGACCGAGGAUGAGUAUGUUGCGCAAGACAUCAAGAAAGUGGAGAACAAUGCAAAGGCCAUCAACAUCAUCUAUUGUGCCGUAAACCCGGAUGAUUACCGGAAGAUUUCCUAUUGUUCCACCGCCAAGAAAAUGUGGGACAAACUAGAAAUCACCUAUGAAGGUACGGAUCAAGUCCGAGAAGCUAAAACCGAUUUUCUAACCCAUGAAUAUGAAUUGUUUCGUAUGAAGGAGAAUGAGAAAAUCGAUGAGAUGUUUGAACGAUUCUCCAAAAUUGUCAAUGAUCUCCAUGCUCUCAAGAAGACGUACACGGACAAGGAGCUUGUGAGAAAAAUCUUGCGGAGUCUCACACCAGAAUGGCGCUCCAAAGCCGAUGUCAUCCAAGAGUCCAUCGGGAUCACCAACGUCACCAUCGACGGGCUUAGAGGUAACCUCAAAACCUAUGAGUCUACCAUUCUUUUCCCCUCUUUAGGUGAACAAAAGAAGAAGGGGAUUGCACUCAAGGCUUCCUCGAGCCAAGAACCCGCCAUGGAGGAAUCAAGCGAUGAAGACAACGAGUUCGGGCUCGUUAUCAAGAAAUUCCACAAGUUCAUGCGAAAGGAGUAUGAACGAAAGGGCAAGAAACAUGGAGGACCACCCAAAUCCUAUGGGUGUGGAGAAAUUUGGCAUAUAAAGCCAAAAUGCCCAAAUUCCAAAACCGAGAAGGAGAAGAAACCAUUCAAGAAGCACCGAGCUUACAUCUUGUGGGGAGGUGAUUCCGGCCACGAGUCAUCGGAAGGCGAAGAAAAUGAAAGCGCCAACCUUUUCCUCAUGGCACACGAGGAACUACCGGAAGAGGUGUGCUUGAAGGCAUCAAGUGUACUUUGGUACCUUGAUAGCGGAUGCUCCAAGCACAUGACCGGAGAUGCAUCCAAGUUCUUGCAAAUCAAACAAACUAAAGGAGGAAAUGUUGUCUUUGGUGAUAAUGGCAAAGGCAAGAUAAUCGGCAUUGGUUCGGUUGGUAAAAACGAAACAUCCUCUAUUGAUAAUGUGAUAUCGGUUAAGGGUCUUAAACACAAUCUCUUGAGCAUAAGUCAAUUGUGUGACAAGGGAAAUCGUGUGACCUUCGAUUCCAAAUCAUGUACGGUAGAACGUCUUAGUCAAUAAGACGAUUCUUCGUGGUGAUAGAAUUGAUAACAUUUACAUGGUUAAUUUAGAUGAAUCUCCCUCCGACUUUGCAAAAUGUCUCAUGAGUAAGGAGGACGAUAUGCGGCUAUGGCAUCGUAGAGUAGCUCAUGUCAACAUGAACCUUUUGAAUAAAUUGGUUUCACAAAC
Cuscuta campestris is the source of this 1631-nucleotide messenger RNA. Lineage: Eukaryota; Viridiplantae; Streptophyta; Magnoliopsida; Solanales; Convolvulaceae. The record is from the annotation of a GenBank genome assembly.